AUGUCGAAUACAGGGUUUUUGAACAUCCAGAUACUCACAAAUACUGAGCUGCUCUUAGAUCUGAAUCGGCUUGGCACGGUCGAAUCUCAAGGUUUUCAUGCAACUCUAGAGGCGUACGACAGAAACGAUUGCGGGGGCCACUUUAUAGCCGGGAAUGGGUAUAUCACCUCCCCGUCAUACCCCAACAAUUACCCAGAUAGAAGCCUCUGUGUUUACGAAAUUCGAGCAGCAGACACAAGUCGAGACGUUUUGUUACAUUUUGUAGACUUCCAAUUGGAGGCCCACUCCAACUGCGUUUGGGAUCGCAUUAAGGUCCGACACGAGUUGUCUAAUGGCAGUACUGGUGAAGUGACCGUUUGUGGCUCUACCGUACCUGCCGAUGUCAUUGCAAAGACGAUUUCAGUUCUUUUCUACGCAGACUAUUCGGCAAAUCUACGAGGGUUUCGUGCUGCAUAUUCUGUUUAUCAGCCACCUACAAUUGCACCCCUAGCGCUCCUGGAUGGGGAUGUAGAAAUAAUCGAUCGGAAUCUAAGAGCUCAAGCAACCACACAAAAAUCAACUUCGAUGACAACUAUCCAGCCAACUGAUGUCAUGAUGUCAACAUAUAUUGCCUCUAAAACCAAUGUAGAAUCCAGACACAUCUCUUUAGGAUCGACAGUGAAUUUUAAAGAGGAAACCUCGACAUUUAUAGAUACUUCUACAGGAACCGAUGCGGAGCCAAUUGCAACAAUCAUUAUCACAGAUGUCAGAUCAACUUUCACAGAUAGUUCGAUGGAAGUUAACCCAGAACUAAUAUUUAUGUUCACGGAAAUCAGCUCGGCUUCUACAGACAUUUCGACUGAAACCAACUCAGAGACAACAUUUAUGGUUAGAGAGACCAGCUCGACUUUCACGAAUACAAACUCGGAACCAACUGAAACGAGUUCAAGUUCUACAGAAGUUUUGACAGAAACCAGCUCGGUGUCAACAUCAGUGCCCAUUAAAACCAGCUCAGAUUCCACAGACAUUUCAACAGAAACAAUAUUAGAACCAACCAAAACUAGUUCUCCCGGAAAUUCGACAGAAGUCAUCUCGGAAGCAACACUUAUGCCAAUAGGAACCAGCUCAAGUUUGACAGAUACCUUAGCAAACACAAUCUCGGACACAAUGGCGUUUCUAGAAAGGAGUUUGAGUUCUACAGACAUUUCGACAGUGCCAAGCAGGGAACAUACG
Messenger RNA from Lingula anatina, 1212 nucleotides. RefSeq lists its product as uncharacterized. NCBI's taxonomy places the organism in Eukaryota, Metazoa, Brachiopoda, Lingulata, Lingulida, Lingulidae. The record is from RefSeq and is a predicted model, not a curated record.